Molecule: messenger RNA, 1585 nt
Organism: Monopterus albus (swamp eel)
Lineage: Eukaryota; Metazoa; Chordata; Actinopteri; Synbranchiformes; Synbranchidae
Product: alkaline phosphatase-like
Exons: 11
Coding region: 1-1566 (521 amino acids)
Biological process (GO): dephosphorylation
Cellular component (GO): plasma membrane
Molecular function (GO): alkaline phosphatase activity
Source: RefSeq, a predicted model, not a curated record
AUGGCCAGCAAGCAUAAGAUAAUAUUUACUGGAUUACUUGUUUUAAUUUCAGUGCAGUGGACUUUGUGUUUUUCAGAGGAAGAGUUGCAUGCCAGCUACUGGAACAACAAAGCCAGUCAGGCUCUUCAUACUGCCCUGAAUGUCCAGCCUAAUGUUCACCAAGCCAAGAACAUCAUCCUAUUUCUGGGGGAUGGUAUGGGGGUAACAACAGUGACUGCUGCGCGGAUCCUCAAAGGCCAGAUGGCAGGAAAAUCUGGGGAGGAGACCAGCCUGGUCAUGGAUACCUUCCCUCAUCUGGCACUGUCUAAGACGUACAAUGUCGACCAGCAGAUGCCAGACAGUGCUGGCACAGCCACCGCCUACUUAUGUGGUGUGAAGGCCAACUACGGCACUCUGGGUGUCACUGCUGCUGCCCCAAGAAGCAAAUGUAGUGCUACUUAUGGGAAUGAAGUUACAUCUGUUCUGCACCGUGCCAAGAAAGCAGGAAAAUCUGUGGGAAUUGUCACUACAACUCGAGUGCAGCAUGCCUCUCCUGGUGCAAGCUACGCUCACAGUGCCGAUCGAGACUGGUACGCCGACUCUGACCUCCCCCCUGAGGCUAUCCGUAACAGAUGCCGUGACAUUGCUUAUCAGCUGAUUAACAACACAGAGAUAAAUGUCAUUCUUGGUGGAGGUCGUCAGUACAUGUUCCCCAAAACAACACAAGACCCAGAGUAUGCAAAUAUUACAGGAAGCCGAAAUGAUGGACAAGAUCUUGUGAAGGAGUGGAGAAGGAAUAAAAUGAAUGCUAAAUAUGUCUGGAACAAGGCUGAACUGGCUGCAGUCAAUCCAGCAGCUACAGAUUUUCUGAUGGGCCUGUUUGAGCCAAAAGACUGCCGCUAUGAGCUGGACCGUGAUAAAUCCAUGGACCCGUCCCUCACCGAAAUGAUGGAGAAAGCUAUAAAGAUUCUCAGCAAGAACCCCAAGGGAUUUUUCCUCUUUGUGGAAGAUAAUGGGAGAAUUGACCAGGGACACCACGCAGGAAAGGCCAAACGAGCUCUCUAUGAGGCUGUAGAGUUUGACCGGGCGAUUGGUCGAGCAGCUGAACUUACCAGUGAACUGGACACCCUGACUGUGGUCACUGCUGACCACUCCCAUGUCUUUAGCUUUGGUGGAAAAUCUGCUAGAGGAAACCCUGUUUUAGGGGUGUCUCGCACAUUAGCUGAUGACAAGAAGCACUUCACCACUGCUCUGUAUGGCAAUGGACCAGGAUAUGUGAAUGGAACCCGCCCGGAUGUGAAUGAGUCAGUUUCAUCGGGUAACGAUUACCUGCAGCAGGCUACUGUCCCUCUUGAUUCAGAGACCCACGGCAUAGAGGACGUAGCCAUUUUUGCCAAAGGUCCCAUGUCACACCUUAUCCAUGGAGUCCAGGAGCAGAACUACAUCGCCCAUGUCAUUGCUUACUCUGCCUGUCUGGAGCCCUAUGAGAACUGCACACUUCCUCCUCCCAACCAUGCCGGAGCUAUCCACCCAAGCCUGCUGCUCCUCCUGAUGAGUCUCCUUCUCCUCUUUCUGUGCUCUGUCUGAGAGGACUGCUUCCCGGGAA